Molecule: messenger RNA, 1212 nt
Organism: Pocillopora meandrina
Lineage: Eukaryota; Metazoa; Cnidaria; Anthozoa; Scleractinia; Pocilloporidae
Source: the annotation of a GenBank genome assembly
AUGACCAACACAGCGAUGGUUCCAAACAAGACAACUUUACCACUUGAGAUCUCUGCAGCACCAUUCAACUGGGUGCUGUUGCAGGCUUUAUCAGAACACGGAUCCAAGGUCUUCCCCCAGUUUGGAGGCUUGUGUGACACUGCCAGUGUCUGGAUGCUGGUGCAGGCUUUAUCAGAACACGAGGCCAAGCUCUUCACCCAGACAUUGUGUCCAUCCACUUUCAAAGGUAGCGCUCCCUGUUUUACAGCUGAGGCAAAUUCAGAGAUACGCUUGUUGAAGUGGACGGAUGGAGUGGAUGUGAUGGCGAUGCCCAGGGCUUUCUUAUCAGCUAAUAAGACGACAGUUUCCAGGUUUUCUGGAUCUUCAACUCUCCCAGUAUAGGCAAGCCAGUCCAUUACAUCUGAGUUCCACUUCAAGGCACUCGCAAUGGCUGAGCCAACUCCAUCUGCGAAUCGACUUUGAGCAUCAGAUUUAGGAAGAUUAUCAGUUGAGCACCUCGAUCGCAGAAAAAACUUUUUAAUCUUCAGCUUGAUAACUCUGACUGGGCCCUCUUUCAGCUCUCUGUAACAUUUCUUGAUAUUAGCAGACCAUCCACAUUUCUCUCCUAUGUUCCACAUUCCCUUGAGAGAUUCCCAGAGUGUAUCGACUUUGACAAAGGAACCCUUGAUGGUCCAAAAUAUCUGGAAGUAAUCGGAGCAGUCGAGAUCACAGACGGACGACACACCAUUUCCUGGAUUCAGGUAACAUGGUGUAUGAGAGGCAAACGCUUUUUCUCGAAUCUCCUCACAGGUUGGAUCGUCGACCCAUGGCCGCAAUAGUGGCGUCAGUGAGACUUGGAGGCAUUUGCGAACUCCAUUAACCCAGUUUUUCCCGGUUUGACUGAACUUUCCAAAGUUUUGGUCAUACAGCUUGCAAAAAUGUUCGGCGUAUUUGAUUGCAUAUCCAUUACUUGUAGCUUCACAGGGAUACCUCGGCUCCUCUCCAGGCAGUUGCGAUACCAAUCACAGGAAUCCCCUGAUGGACUAUAGCACUCUGGAGGCAGUAAUGUAGUAAUGUUUGGAUGUGAGGUUGGAUUGCUGGGAGUACAGGAACAAUCACUCGUCACUGAUCCAUAGUCCUUGUUAUGCACUUCAAGCAUACACUGAUAACAGCAGUAGGUUGCAGCUCGGUCUAUACACUGAUGUUUUUGGUCGCUCUUUUGCUUCAUGUAGG